This is a messenger RNA of Phyllopteryx taeniolatus (common seadragon), 6856 nucleotides long. Its product is annotated as phosphatidylinositol 4,5-bisphosphate 3-kinase catalytic subunit alpha isoform. Gene Ontology annotation, biological process: phosphatidylinositol 3-kinase/protein kinase B signal transduction; phosphatidylinositol-mediated signaling; phosphatidylinositol-3-phosphate biosynthetic process. Gene Ontology annotation, cellular component: cytoplasm; phosphatidylinositol 3-kinase complex, class IB; plasma membrane. The record is from RefSeq and is a predicted model, not a curated record. Gene Ontology annotation, molecular function: 1-phosphatidylinositol-3-kinase activity; 1-phosphatidylinositol-4-phosphate 3-kinase activity. The coding region runs from base 679 to 3885 and encodes 1068 amino acids. NCBI's taxonomy places the organism in Eukaryota, Metazoa, Chordata, Actinopteri, Syngnathiformes, Syngnathidae. The transcript is spliced from 21 exons.
UUUCAAACAGUAAUUUAUGUACAUCAGAUCAGCGUGAUCAGAAAGAGCUUUUAAAGAAGACGCCAUUGAUAUAAGUACGAAUUUUCUGUGAUAAAUAUAAAAGAAAAUGUAUGAAUCUUUAAAACUGAAAUGAAAAUGCACCAAUUCCUGGCCAAUUUCUUAAUACUAAAUCAAUAGUGUUUAAGAUUUUUGGUGUGACCUUUUAGUUUAGUCCAAGUUAAUAACGUUAAUGAAUUUCUUAAUAUUUAUCCUAUUUUCAGAAGGUUGGUAUCAUUGGAAAGCUUGCUAAACACACAAACUGAUAAUAAUAUGAUGAUGAUGAUGAUAAUUUUAAUUAAUUACAAAGUUUAAAAAAAACAGCACUCCAUCCAUCCAUCCAUGUUCUGAACCGCUUAUCCUCACUAGGGUUGCUAGUGUGCUGGCAGCUAUCCCAGCUGACUCUAGGCAAGAGGCCGGGUACACCCUGAACUGGUCUUCCGCCAAUCUCAGGUCACAUGUAAACAAGUGACCAUUUGCACUCACAUUCACACCUCCGGGCAAUUUGGAGUCUUCAAUUAACCUACCAUGAAUGUUUUUGGAAUGCGAGAGGAAAGCGGAGUACCCGGAGAGAACAUGCAAACUCCACACUGCUGGUUCACAUCGAACUCAUAAUAAGCAGGUGGAUUAACCAGAGCAACCAUGCCUCCCAGGCCAUCCUCGGGAGAACUAUGGGGGAUGCACUUGAUGCCACCCAGCAUCAAAGUGGACUGCCUCCUGCCGAAUGGCAUGAUCCUCACAUUGGAGUGCCUUCGUGAGGCCACGUUGAUCACAGUGAAGCACGAACUUUUCAAAGAAGCCCGGAAAUACCCUCUUUAUCAUCUGCUGCAAGAGGAGAGCUCCUACAUCUUUGUCAGUGUCACCCAAGAGGCAGAACGAGAGGAGUUUUAUGAUGAAACCAGAAGGUUAUGUGACCUCAGACUCUUCCAGGCCUUCCUCAAAGUCAUUGAGCCUGUAGGAAACAGAGAAGAGAAGAUUCUCAAUCGAGAAAUAGGUUUCGCUAUUGGGAUGCCCAUAUGCGAGUUCGAUUUGGUUAAAGAUACGGAAGUGCAGGACUUCAGAAGGAACAUUUUGAAUGUUUGCAAAGAGGCAGUGGACCUUAGAGACUGUAACGGACCCCACAGUAGAGCCUUGUAUGUCUACCCCCCCAAUGUGGAAUCCUCAGCAGAAUUGCCCAGGCACAUCUAUAACAAACUAGAUAAAGGUCAAAUAAUUGUGGUAAUAUGGGUUAUUGUGUCACCCAGCAAUGACAAGCAGAAGUACACUUUGAAGAUCAACCACGACUGCGUGCCAGAGCAGGUUAUCGCUGAGGCCAUCCGCAAGAAGACACGCAGUAUGCUCCUCUCCCAGGAGCAGUUAAAGAUGUGUGUGCAGGAGUAUCAAGGGAAGUACAUCCUCAAAGUCUGUGGUUGUGACGAGUACUUACUGGAGAAAUACCCUCUGAGUCAGUACAAGUAUGUGCGGAGCUGCAUCAUGUUGGGACGAAUGCCUAACUUGAUGCUGAUGGCAAAAGAUAGUCUAUAUACCCAACUGCCAAUGGACAAUUUCACCAUGCCGUCAUACGCGAGACGAAUAUCCACAGCAACACCUUACAUGAAUGGGGAAACAUCCACAAAGUCUCUAUGGACUAUCAACGGAGCGCUAAGGAUCAGGGUGCUCUGUGCCACUUAUGUCAAUGUCAAUAUCAGAGACAUAGACAAGAUCUACGUCAGGACGGGGAUAUACCACGGUGGAGAGCAGUUGUGUGACAAUGUCAACACCCAGCGCGUGCCUUGUUCAAAUCCCAGGUGGAAUGAGUGGCUCAACUAUGACAUGUACAUUCCAGACAUCCCACGUGCUGCCCGCCUCUGCCUAUCCAUCUGUUCGGUUAAAGGGAGGAAGGGAGCAAAAGAGGAGCACUGUCCUCUAGCCUGGGGCAACAUCAACCUGUUUGACUACACUCAUACACUAGUAGCAGGGAAGAUGGCGCUCAACCUCUGGCCCGUUCCACACGGCCUGGAAGAUCUCCUCAACCCCAUCGGUGUCUCGGGCUCAAACCCCAACAAGGAAACCCCUUGUCUGGAGUUGGAGUUUGACCAUUUUAGCUCUCCAGUCAAGUUCCCUGAUAUGACCGUUAUUGAGGAUCAUGCAAACUGGAAUAUUUCCAGAGAGCUUGGCUUUAAUUACUGCCCUACUGGUUUGAGUAACAGAGUGGCCCGAGACAACCCCUUUACAGACAGCGACAAUGAGCAGCUUCGCCAAGUGUGUAACCGGGACCCGUUGUCUGAGAUCACUGAGCAGGAGAAAGACUUUCUCUGGAGGCACAGACAUUAUUGUGUCAACAUGCCCGACAUCCUUCCCAAGAUCCUGCUUGCUGUGAAAUGGAACUCCAGAGAUGAAGUUGCACAGAUGUAUUGCCUUCUGAAGGAUUGGCCUGCUAUCAAGCCAGAACAAGCCAUGGAGUUGCUGGAUUGCAACUUUCCUGAUCCCAUGAUUAGAGAUUUUGCUGUAAAGUGCCUUGAGAAAUAUUUAACUGAUGACAAACUGUCACAGUACCUCAUUCAACUGGUUCAGGUUCUAAAGUAUGAACAGUACCUUGAUAAUCCACUUGGCCGUUUCCUGCUGAAAAAGGCAUUAACCAAUCAGAGGAUAGGACAUUUCUUCUUCUGGCAUUUAAAAUCAGAAAUGCACAACAAGACGGUAAGCCAGAGGUUUGGACUCCUGCUGGAGUCGUACUGCCGGGCCUGUGGCAUGUAUCUGAAACACCUGAGCCGGCAGGUGGAGGCCAUGGAGAAACUCAUCAAUCUCACUGACCUCCUCAAACAGGAGAAAAAGGAUGAAGCACAGAAGGUUCAAAUGAAAUUUCUGGUUGAGCAGAUGAGGAGGCCAGACUAUAUGGAUGCACUGCAGAGCUUCACUUCCCCUCUGAAUCCAGCACAUCAGCUGGGAAACCUCCGUCUGGAAGAAUGUCGGAUGAUGUCAUCUGCCAAGCGACCUCUGUGGCUUAAUUGGGAAAAUCCAGAUAUGAUGUCAGAGCUCCUGUUUCAGAACAACGAAAUCAUCUUCAAAAACGGAGAUGAUCUGAGGCAAGACAUGCUGACGCUGCAGAUCAUUAGGAUAAUGGAGAACAUCUGGCAGAACCAAGGCCUUGAUCUCAGGAUGCUCCCCUACGGUUGUCUGUCCAUCGGUGACUGCGUUGGUUUAAUUGAGGUGGUGAGGAAUUCUCACACCAUCAUGCAGAUCCAGUGUAAAGGAGGCCUAAAGGGGGCGCUGCAGUUCAACAGCCACACGCUGCAUCAGUGGCUCAAGGAUAAGAACAAGGGCGAGAUGUAUGACCAAGCCGUAGAUUUGUUCACGCGGUCAUGCGCAGGCUAUUGUGUCGCCACAUUUAUCCUGGGCAUAGGGGAUAGACACAAUAGCAACAUCAUGGUUAAAGAUGAUGGACAGCUGUUCCACAUAGAUUUUGGCCAUUUCCUUGACCACAAAAAGAAGAAGUUUGGAUACAAGAGAGAGCGUGUGCCCUUUGUUCUGACACAAGACUUCUUGAUCGUCAUUAGCAAAGGAACUCAAGAGUGUACCAAGACAAGAGAAUUUGAAAGGUUCCAGGAGAUGUGCUACAAGGCGUACCUGGCCAUCCGGCAGCACGCCAACCUCUUCAUCAACCUCUUCUCCAUGAUGCUGGGCUCGGGGAUGCCAGAGUUGCAGUCGUUUGAUGACAUCGCUUACAUCCGAAAGACCUUGGCCCUGGACAAGACUGAGCAGGAGGCUCUCGACUAUUUCAUGAAGCAGAUGAACGACGCUCACCAUGGCGGCUGGACUACUAAAAUGGACUGGAUCUUCCACACCAUCCGCCAGCACGCCAUGAACUGAAACAGCAUCCACAGUAGUCGAGUUAACAGAAACGUAGCGAUGCGCACCGAGAACCAAAAACACGGUAGCAGCAAUGAAUUACCACACUAAGACCUGGUCCGUCUUUUCGCCAGCAUGUGACUCUGAACCAUGACCUGCCAGCGCAGUAUGAACACAGGGCUACUAAGAAGAGCCUGUAUCAGGGACACCAAAUGUUUUCACGCCCAUGUGAAUUUCUUUUGUGGCUGCACUAUAUGAACUUGAGAAGGCACGGUGGAGUUGUAUUUCAUCAGUUCCCUCCACAGGAACUAAAACAGUUGAAUGGACCUUGGGCACAUUCGGCAGUCUUCAUAAGAACUAACUAGAGACACUUUAUCCCCCCACCCCCUCCCUUUUUUUUUAUUAUUAUUUUUUUUAAUAUCCACCAACAGACAUCAGCAUUACAAGGAACAUCACUAUGAAGUUGUACAUUGUGAGCACAGAGGGAUUUUUUGUUUUUUUAAUCCCGGACAACUGACGAACAGUCAUAGUAAAUUUUUUCCACUACUUUAUUGAAAAUUAUGAAAGAUAGAUAAAAGUGAGGACAAUAUUGGUUCAUGUGGAAGAAAGAAAAGGGCACAGAGAAGCUGAUCCAGAUUAGUCAUGACAAUCCUGAAAAAGGAACUAGCAAUACUCAAGUACGUAUGGAAAGCCGUUUGAGCAUUUUAUUCCAAAGCCUUGAUUUCCAGCUCCAUGAACUAGUAUGCUGUUUGUCCUCAGUAGUAAAACAAAUCAGCACACUAGUAGAGCGUGUGCGCCCAUAGAAUCAAUAUUUUUUUUCUCCAGUACUUCCUCACACUAUUUUAUGACACUUGUGCACACUAAUAGGACAACUUUGUCAUACUGGUAGGAUAACUACAUUUUACUAGUGACGCAAAACUGUUGGCGGGCAUAUCAAGCUGGAUAUCAAGGUUAUUAAAUAAAUCCAAUAUAAAAUAUAUUCGAUAUCCUUUAUCUAUCUUAGGGUCCAUGUACUAGUACACUCUUUGUCAUCACUAGUAAGACAAUUCAUGCACUACUAGAACGACUGCAUCUUACUAAUAAUGUCACUAUGAAUGUCACUAAUAAUAGUAGUGUGUAGUUGUCAACUAGUUUACAGUUUUCCCUCAGUAGUAACAUAUAGUUUUCUUGUAUGACAAAGUAGUUCUAGUGAGGCACAUGUUGUGCACUAGUAGCCUCCUGGACCCUACUAGUUGUACCAAAAUGCCUACUAGUGGUUUUGCCUCUCUAGUAACAUGUAGUUGUCCUACUAGUGUUAAAAAAAUAAAAUAAAAAACUCUUUAUGGAAAGGCAUUUGAGCAUUUAUUUGAUAUCCUUCAUAGCCACCUUAAGGUCCAUGCACUAAUAUUCUCUUUGUCCUCACUAGUAGGACAAUUUUACCAUAUUAGUAGAACGACUGUUUCUUACUAGUAAAUUUUUUUUCACUGCUGCCUUCUACAACUGUAACAGUGUUUCUGCACACGAGUAGGACAGCUACAUGAGGCAAAACUACUAGUGGGCAUUUUGGUUCAUUCGAUUCGAUGCCCUGUCAAUGAAAUGACCUGGAUGAAUGAGAAUAUCCACAGGCAUAGUAAGACAAGUUGUUCUACUAGUGCGUUGAAUUGUAUGACUACUGAGGACAAAUAGCGUACUAGUUCAUGGACUUUAAGCUGGAUAUCAAGGAUAUCGGAUAAAUUCUCAAACGGCUUUCCAUAAGUUUUCCAUAAAACUGACUUAAAUAAUAGCAUUUAUUACCUGGACUUACCUUGUUUUGCUGAAUUAGCAUACGGAUAUGCCAGCAGUUUAGAAAUUAUUGCGCACUAGUUGACUUUUGAUGUUUUUUUUCUGUACAGCAGUAUAUCCAUCGCCGUGUACAGUGCACAGAUUCAUUUUUGAGUCAAUUUCUACUGAGCCAAACUACUAGAUGUGUAAACCCCUCUAAUCCGCAGUCUUAUUGGAAAAAAAACGCAAAAAAAGUUCCCUCGUCUAUACCUGUUCUCAUCGCACUGAUUUCUGCAGUAUGUGUGUUUUUUUUUUGGGGGGGGGGCGGGGGGGUUGUCUCGUGUUGUCUUAUCAGUAUUAUUGGGUUGCAGUCAAAUUGCGCAGAUUUGAACUAACCUCUCUAAACACAUGGUCACUUGGGUGUAAAUUGGUCUCACUUGGAAUAAGCAAGGGGAGGUAGAAAAAAGUGUUUUUUGUCUUUUGUUUUAUGCUGUUACACUAUGCAAAUUGUGAUCUUAAGUACUGUAUUCUGCAAAAAUAACACAAAAAACAGUUAAGUCAAGAAAAAAGAAAGCAAUGCCCCAAACUGAGAAGUGUUGUAAACUUUAAACAGAUUAUACACAUGGAAGAAAAUAAUGCACAAUGCUGCACUGUAAUGGAUCAUUGACUUUAUUUCCAAAAGCCUAAUAAGGAGAUGAACUGUUUCCCUGCCUUUUUAACCUUACUUGAAAUCAGUCAGUUAUGCUCAUCUGCUUGUUGGCGCUUAUUACACUUUGACAUUUUUUUUAAUCUUUUUAACUUUCCAAGUGUCCUCCUCCUUCCGAUGAUUGUCACCCUUGUGUGUGGAACUAUGACGCGCCGCACAGACUCAAGACAUAACAGGUACCUAGCUUUACCAAAUGAUGCAUUCACACACAUACAUGUACACGCGCAGAUUGGUUUCCUGGAAUUCCCCCCCCCCCCCCCCCCCCCCUCUUUUUUAGAUAAAGAAAACCAGUCCUGGUUAAUUGCUUGGGCCGGACCCAUUCAAACUGAGACCCCAUUUAUAUGUAGUUUUUGGAGAAACAAUACUGCUUCUCUUUUGCUUUGUACUUGUUUGUCAAACUGCAUAACGUACGAGGUCCUCAAAUAACUUUUUUUUUUUUCUUUUUUUUUUUUGACCUGAUGCUGUUUACUUGAAUUUCAUGUAUAGAAAUGACCUUGUUACUGGUGAGGUACAGCAAAGUCACAAUGAAGGUAACAGAACUGCUAC